CAUUUUUUGACUUCUUAUUUUCCUUUCAACACAUAUACAAAAUGCGUCCUGGCAUGGAUUCUCCUCGCGGUGGCCGUGGUGGCUUCGGCGGUGACCGUGGUGGCCGUGGCGGCGGUCGCGGUGGCUUCAGCCCCCGUGGCGGCUUUGGCGGUGAUCGCGGCGGUCGUGGCGGCGGUCGUGGCGGCUUCAGCCCUCGCGGCGGUGUCGCCGGCGGCCGUGGCGGCGCCCGUGGUGGUGCCCGCGGUGGUGCCCGUGGCGGUGCUCGCGGUGGUGCCCGUGGUGGCCGUGGCGGUGCUCGCGGUGGCAUGAAGGGUGGCUCGAAGGUUGCCGUUGAGGCCCAUCGCCACGCUGGUGUCUUUGUCGCUCGUGGUGGCAAGGAGGAUGCCCUUGUCACUCGCAACCUCGUCCCCGGCGAGAGCGUGUACGGCGAGAAGCGCAUGACUGUCGAAGAGGAGGGCAACAAGGUCGAGUACCGUGUUUGGAACCCCUUCCGAUCCAAGCUUGCCGCUGCCAUCCUCGGUGGUGUUGCUCAGAUCCACAUGCCCCCAGGCUCGAAGGUCUUGUACCUCGGCGCUGCCUCUGGCACGACCGUCUCACACGUUGCUGAUAUUGUUGGCCCCGAGGGUCUUGUCUACGCCGUCGAGUUCUCUCACCGCUCGGGUCGCGACUUGAUCAACAUGGCCAAGAAGCGCACCAACGUCAUCCCGAUUAUUGAGGAUGCUCGCCACCCCCACAAGUACCGCAUGCUCAUCGGCAUGGUUGACACAAUUUUCGCUGACGUCGCUCAGCCAGAUCAGGCCCGUAUUGUCGGCAUCAACGCCGAGUACUUCCUCAAGAACGAGGGCAACUACGUCAUCUCGAUCAAGGCCAACUGCAUAGACUCGACCGCACCAGCAGCCGCUGUGUUUGCCGAGGAGGUUAAGAAGCUUGCCGCCAUGCAACUCAAGCCCAAGGAGCAACUGACACUUGAACCCUACGAACGUGACCACGCUGUCGUUGUCGGCACUUACCGCCCUCCCCCGAAGGCUGCCAAGUAAAAAGGCAUCCGGACUGGCAAUUUUUUAACAGAAUGAGCAAACAGCACAAUCAAAGGCUAUGCCACCAACACGAAACAAUAUCCGAAACAAAAAAGAAUCCAGUGCGCUUCAAGGUGUAUCUAGUUGUGUAUUUGGCCUUUUUUUUUUUUUUUUUUCUCUCGUAGUUGGCGUGCAGUUUUUGGUUGAUGCGUGUUGUUUUGGUAGGAUUUGUUGUUGUUGUUGUUGUUGUUUCGUAUGUACGUGUAGUGAAGAUUUUUUUUCU
This is a messenger RNA of Capsaspora owczarzaki ATCC 30864, 1299 nucleotides long. Its product is annotated as rRNA 2'-O-methyltransferase fibrillarin. The coding region runs from base 42 to 1037 and encodes 331 amino acids. The transcript is spliced from 4 exons. The record is from RefSeq and is a predicted model, not a curated record. Gene Ontology annotation, cellular component: small-subunit processome; box C/D methylation guide snoRNP complex; Cajal body. Gene Ontology annotation, biological process: rRNA methylation; box C/D sno(s)RNA 3'-end processing. Gene Ontology annotation, molecular function: rRNA methyltransferase activity; RNA binding; histone H2AQ104 methyltransferase activity. Lineage: Eukaryota; Filasterea; Ministeriida; Capsasporidae.